GCUCAGUGAACCACGUGCCGCAUUGGCUGACUUCGCAUGAAGCAGGCAUGCCUUCUUUUGCAGAGUUAUUGGACAAUAUAAUCAGAUGGCAAUUUGCCUCUACUUCACACACACUUGGAUCAUUUUCGAGUCACAGAAGCAAAGGCUUCUGGGAACACAGAUUUUCCCCAUUGUGAGCUCGGAGUCGGAGACAGGUUUUUAACAAGGCACCCCUCUGGCAGUACACAGCCACCCUCCGCCAGUGCUGCCGCCUGUGCCAAGGAAAUAAACCAGGACAGCCUUGGAGGCAAAAUGCAGUCAGUGGGUCUCAUUUGUAAGCAGAAGCAUGUCUGCAGGAACUGUGCUUUGCAUGAACAAAAGCGGCCAACUUUCUAGAGGCCUGCAGCAAUUGUUGUUUGUUUGUGCGCGCGCGUGCGCGUGCGUGUGUGUGUGGAGAAUGCUUCUGCUCUGACUGUGGGAUUGUAAUACAAGAUGCACACCUUCGCUCCUCCCGCGGGGCGCGCCCAGGGCGGCGGCUCCACCUCCCGGGGCGGAGCGCAGACGGCGAGCGCAGACGGCGGAGCCAGCCGGGCAGUUCGGGCGCAUCAGCAUCGCGGCCGGCCGGACGGAGCGCGCGAUGCCUUCGGCACCCCCGACGCCCUCGGCCCCUGCCGGGCCGGCCGCGCCCCCCUGUUCCGGUCCCAGCAGCAGCGGAGGUCCCGUCGGCUCCGGAGACGUCCAGAACAAGCCCUGGAAGAACCUGGGGUACAUGGUGCAAUGUUCGCCCUGUGUGGUUUCUCUUCGCAUGCGCUGCCCCUGGGUCCAGCUGGCGGGCCAUGCAGGCAACUUCAGAGCCGGGGGUUUGGGCCGCAUCCUGAAGAAGUACUGCCCCGGCGAGCAGCAAUGCCUGGAGCGCCUGGUGUGCGACGCGCUGCAGCCCUACGUCCCGGCCUAUUAUGGGGUGGUGGAGCGCGAUGGGGAGACCUACAUCCAGAUGCAGGACCUUCUGUCCGGCUUUGACAAGCCCUCCAUCAUGGACUGCAAGAUGGGAGUCAGGACUUACCUCGAGGAGGAACUGGAGAAGGCAAGGCAGCAGCCCUGUCCGCGCAGAGACCUGUACGACAAGAUGGUGGCUGUGGACCCGGCGGCUCCCACGGCGGAAGAGCAUGCGCAGAGUGCCAUCCUGAAGCCCCGCUACAUGCAGUGGAGGGAGACCCUCAGCUCCACGACCACGCUGGGCUUCCGCAUCGAAGGCAUCAAGAAAGCUGAUGGCACCUUCAACACCAGCUUCAAGAAGACCCGCCAGCCGGAGGAGGUGACCCAGGCCUUCUGGAACUUUGUGGACGGAGACAGGAGAGUCCUGACCAGCUACCUGGAGCGACUGAAGGAAGUCAGGCUGGCGCUCGAACAGUCUGAGUUCUUCAAGACACACGAGGUAGUGGGCAGCUCUCUUCUCUUCGUCCACGACCGGAGGGGUCUGGCGCGGGUGUGGAUGAUCGACUUUGGCAAGACGGUGCCGCUGCCCGAGAAGCAGACUCUGACUCACCGCCUGCCCUGGCAGGAAGGCAAACGCGAGGACGGAUACCUCUGGGGCCUGGACAACCUCAUCGCCAUCUGGGAGAGGAUGUUGGGGGAGUGAGCCAGGAAGAUGCAGCCGACACGUUGAGAUGGGGGCUGCCUUGGCUCCCCCGGGACUCUGCUAUUUAAUUUAUUCAGCCAGGUAUGCUA
Molecule: messenger RNA, 1707 nt
Organism: Podarcis raffonei (Aeolian wall lizard)
Lineage: Eukaryota; Metazoa; Chordata; Lepidosauria; Squamata; Lacertidae
Product: inositol-trisphosphate 3-kinase C-like
Exons: 1
Coding region: 617-1618 (333 amino acids)
Biological process (GO): inositol phosphate biosynthetic process
Cellular component (GO): nucleus; cytoplasm
Molecular function (GO): inositol tetrakisphosphate kinase activity; inositol-1,4,5-trisphosphate 3-kinase activity
Source: RefSeq, a predicted model, not a curated record